Messenger RNA from Podarcis raffonei (Aeolian wall lizard), 2284 nucleotides. It is a transcript of the gene HSD17B3, whose product is annotated as hydroxysteroid 17-beta dehydrogenase 3. The transcript is spliced from 12 exons. The coding region runs from base 348 to 1274 and encodes 308 amino acids. The record is from RefSeq and is a predicted model, not a curated record. NCBI's taxonomy places the organism in Eukaryota, Metazoa, Chordata, Lepidosauria, Squamata, Lacertidae. Gene Ontology annotation, cellular component: endoplasmic reticulum. Gene Ontology annotation, molecular function: oxidoreductase activity.
AGAAUAACAUCUUGCCAAAGACCUGCUCCUGCGAGAAAUCUGGCUGCUACAUUGUUUACUAGUUUCGGCUUCCAGACCGGAUUCAAGGGCAGAGCCAACUAAGAGUGUACAAAAUUGCCCUGUUCAUUCAAGAGCUGGUUAAGUGGUCCUGUCACAUGGACCAACCACAAAACUAGGAGAGCACCACUGGCACCCAGAGAGAAAAGCCCAGAUGCUGGAAAUGAGAUUUAUUCCAGGUCUGGAAUAACAGACGACUGUGAUUUCGUUAGCUGUAUAGCGAAAAGUAGCAGUGCACCAGAAGAGAGACAGUGGCAGUAUCUUAUCUGAGCCCACAGCAUCGGUUCAUCAUGGGUGAAUUCCUGCAGCAGUUUCUUGCUUGCCUCGGGGGCCUCACUUGUCUCGUUUUCCUGGUGAAAUGCGUUCGGUUUUUGAAAUAUUUCUCUCCGCUUGUAUGGAGUACUGUGCCUGAGUCUUUUUUUCGGUCCAUGGGAGAAUGGGCAGUGGUCACAGGAGCUGGCGACGGGAUUGGAAAAGCCUAUUCCUUUGAGCUCGCCAAACGUGGAUUAAAUAUUGUUUUGAUUAGCAGAACACUAACAAAACUGCAGAAGGUAGCCUCUGAAAUUGAGCAGUCCACAGGGAGAAAAGUGAAAAUUAUACAAGCUGACUUUACCAGAAGGAACGUGUACAAUGACAUUGAAGAUGGUCUUCAAGGAUUAGAAAUUGGAAUUUUGGUUAACAACGUUGGAAUGCUUCCUAGCCCCUCUCCAACACGUUUUCUUAAUGGACCAGAGAAUGAUGGGGACCUCAUCAACUGCAACAUCUUCUCUGUCACCAAGAUGACACGGAUGAUUUUGAAACAGAUGGUGUCAAGACAAAAGGGACUGAUUCUGAACGUCUCUUCUGCCACAGGCACCUUUGUCUGUCCACUAUAUGCAGUCUAUUCUGCCUCUAAGGCUUUUGUAUGUAUGUUUUCCAAAGUGCUUCAAGCAGAAUAUAAAGGAAAGGGGAUUAUCAUACAGGCUUUGACUCCUUUGGGUGUCUCUACUCCAAUGACCAACUGGGUAGAGACCAAUCUCUUCAUAAAGUCAGCAGAAGACUUUGCUCGACAAUCGUUGGAGUGUGUCACAUUUGGGGACGAGACAUGUGGAUCCUUAUCUCAUGAAUUCUUGGCAAGGAUCAUAAAGUGCAUUCCUGCAUGGAUCAUUCACAGUGACUGGUUACAAGAGACUAUACUAGUCAGGUUUACAGAAAAAAAGAAUGGGAAGAGUACCUGAGAAAGCCUUCUUUGGAGCUUAUGUUGCUGCAGAACCUGUCAGGAUUGUCUGGUAUGAACAUGCCAGGAGUGAGCUUGAUUCGUUGAAAGGCUUUCAUUAUGAGUAAGAAGAGCCCUACAACCUCUGUCUUUUUUUGUCCUGUUUCAUUGCCAUAUAUUAAGUAUUUCUGCUUCUGUAGUCCCUUUGGAGCCAGAGUUUACACAUGGUGCACACUUAGAUGUAAUUUGAUUUUUGCAACAUUGAUUUUGAUGUUGAUUUGAUCUUAACAUUGAUCACAACAGUGUAGUAUUGUUCUGAAGAUUUAUUUCACUACAUCUGAAAGAAUUAAAAUGUAAAAAUAUGAAGAGAGUUUUUGAGGAGAUGGUGGAGGAGGGGGGGCUCAAAGAGCGUGUUCAGAAGCUCUUUCCACCAGCAUGGGUGAAAAACAGGUUCACCAGCCUAAUGACUUCCAGAUGUUUUGGUCUAAACUUCCGUCAGCUCCAGCUCUGCGAAGGGUUGGACUUUAUUAGUUAUUAGGAGGAGCAAGCCAGAGAAAUGAGUGCUUUGUGGGACCAUUGUCAACAAAUCUUAUCUGUUUGAUCAUAUGACUUAAUAAAUUUUAAUUAAUUGAUUAAAGUUGCAUUUGGACAAAAGCAAAUGUCCUGAAUCAGGUUGCAUAAUUUCUCCGCUUGAAGCUAAUACGAAACUUGUUUCAUAGUAGGCGCCAUCUUAGAAAAACUGUCUCUUUUAAAACAGUAUUUUCUAUGUGCAGUUAUCAAGAUUUGUAUUAAAAUGAUAUAUAAAUUUUAAAAUCAGGAACACCUUCAUACUUGGUUAAAAGUGUUUAUUAAUCUAACCAAUUAAACAAUUCAACAUUUUAGGCUGGUAACUUAGCUGAUCUAUAAUGUAGUGAUCUUGCCUAGUUUGAGCCGAGUCGUAGACUAUCAAACUACUGUUAACUAAUACAUCUGUUAUGGCUAAUAUCCAGUAAGAUAAACUAAUAAAUGUGUCUUAUAAACUAAAUAAUAUUA